AGCACUGGCUACAAGUUAGCUCUCGCUUCAAACCGUUUCCAGUCACUGGCUUGGACACUCUUCGACUUCUCUCAAUGACGUCAACACUUUACUGACUUUAUCCAUCCAAUUUCAUUGUACGGAAAAUUCCAUUUAAUGAAUCGGUGAUAUUAUUGAGAGCAACGAGAGUGACGUGAUAAACAAUUCAACAAUAUUUGUGUAAAUUGGUUUUUUUUUUUUAAAUUCAUGGAAAAAAGUCGAUGGGUGAUUGUUCGAGUGACAGGGCAGCCGUUUGUAUGGUUCAAGUGUUAAUGAAAUAGUGAUAAUUCGUGUCAAAAUAAUUGAUAGUGAAAGAUAUGAAGAGAGUGCGCCGAUUUAUGGUAUGUGCUCACUGAGAAGACUCACCGGUUUACUUCUAGGUAAACAUGGAAAAAAAGGUGGGUUGUACAGUUUGAAGGUACAAUCCAUGCUAGAUAAAAUACAUUGUCUAUAGUUGAGUAAGAACAUUUAACUGUUUUGAGCGACGGCAAAUAAUUGCUGGAAAAAUUCUAUAUGACACUUGUGAAUGGUGAAAAUCAUCGUGCAAGCCCGGAAAUCGGAGUUAGUAUGUGCACAACGGAGAUGACCGAGGGCUUCACAAUGUCACCAUCAACAGCCUCCUCGAGUGGUACCAAUUCUGGUUGCAUUGGAUCACCCAGCAGCCGUCUGGUAUCAUCAAGAAGUUCACUGGGUAGAGCUAGAGAGGCACGUGAUGAAGAGGACGAUGAUGAAAUAUCAGUGGGUUGUCCAAGUCCACUGCCCCUGGUUGUUGGUGCAACACCACAAGAUGAGGAGGAUGAGAGACUGAGCUCAUCAAGGGAAGAAUACAGCGAAAGACUGAGUCCAAGGAGUUACAUUGAUGAUGAUGAGAGGUAUUCCAGGGAUGGUGAGUACAAUAUCAGUAGAAGAAGAAGUAGAACAACGAGUAGAAGUGAAGUAACCAGUCUCGGUGCUAGAGAGACUGAGGAGGGAGAUGACGAGGAGAGAUCAGGCAAUGGUGGUGAUGAUUACUUCAAGCCAUUGAAGAGACUGAAAAUGGUGCCGAUACAACAAUCCGAUGAAGAGGAUGAACGGGAUCGUGAAGCUAGUGAGCGUGGAGUCAAGUCAUUUAGCAUCAUUGACAUUCUGUCACACCGGCCGAAAGCUAAAAUAGUCAGGCCAUGGGACACAGUUGAAUCUAAUCAUCAUCACAGACAUUUACCCCAGCAUCUCCAUCACACUUCACCUCAUUCCACACCUAGGGAUUUAUCCCUGAUGGGUAUGUCACUGGCUUCAAUGUCAGGCUCAAUGAGCGAACCACCACUGAGCAGCUCCUCAUCAUCCGGAAGAAGUUCUGUAUCAGACUCUGGUAGUCCUGAUCCCCUGGCGCAUCAUCACCAUCAUCAUUCCCUUCACCAUGGAUUACAUCCCGGACUCCAUCAUCCAGCGAUGCAACAGCACUUCAAAAGAAAGUCCAGCCAACAACAGCAUGGCAAUCAUGUGGGACACAAUGGUAAAAGAAGUACUGGUCAGGGUAGUCCACUGGAUGCACUUUUCCAAAUGACGAGCAAGACAUUCGAUGCUGGUGAACACAGUCAAGAGCAAGCGAAUCACCUCAACUUGUUUAACAAUCGACAACAACCCAAGAAGAAACGCAAGAGUCGAACAGCCUUCACGAAUCAGCAGAUUUUCGAGCUAGAGAAACGAUUUCUGUACCAGAAGUAUUUGAGUCCAGCAGAUAGAGAUGAAAUAGCUGCUCAGCUAGGUCUGAGCAAUGCCCAAGUGAUAACGUGGUUUCAAAACAGACGGGCCAAACUCAAGAGAGACAUGGAGGAACUUAAAAAAGAUGUCCAGACUGUCAAUCCCAUGAUGGUUGCACAGCACCAUAAAACAUUCUUGGAGAAUGUCCAGGAUCUUGGAAUAUUGAAAAAAAGACCACUACCAAGUUCCAUGGAUGAAAAAUCAUAAAAAUUAUUGAAAUAAAAAAAAACAAAGUGAUGUUUAAAAUUAAUAGUGAGACACUAAAGUCUUAAUUAUGCCAGUAAAAACUAAAUCAGGCGCGAUGAUUAUCAUAUUGUGAAUAUAACAAAAAUUAAACAUGAAGUCUGGGCAGUCGGCUGCGCCGUUGCAGCGAGACAUUCACAUGUAUAAAGUUUUUUUAAAUGUGUAUUAUAGUGUAAUUUAUUAAAAAUGGAGAAUGCUAUUCCACUGAGGAAUUUCCCUUCUUCAAACCAAUAAUUAAAUUAUUAGUAAUGGUACUGUAGAAAGCGUAAAUUAUAUACCAUAAUAUUGUUCACCUAAAAAUGGUUUUUGGGGUAUGAAUCAAAAUCCAGUGUAUAUAUUCUGUAAAUAAGCAAUUGGAGAUAAUGCAAACAGUGAAAAAAAAAAAGUAUUUCAAUAGUCAGAUUUUCUGAUAAUUAUGUAACGUAUAAUGGAAUUUAUUCGUAAUAUACGAUUUCAUUGAAGAAUUAUAAAAGAAUAGAUGGGACACUGCGCAAUAUAUCCUUAUAAUUGUCAGUUUCAA
Molecule: messenger RNA, 2521 nt
Organism: Fopius arisanus
Lineage: Eukaryota; Metazoa; Arthropoda; Insecta; Hymenoptera; Braconidae
Product: vitellogenin-2
Exons: 2
Coding region: 532-1965 (477 amino acids)
Biological process (GO): regulation of transcription by RNA polymerase II
Cellular component (GO): nucleus
Molecular function (GO): DNA-binding transcription factor activity, RNA polymerase II-specific; sequence-specific double-stranded DNA binding
Source: RefSeq, a predicted model, not a curated record